This is a messenger RNA of Spodoptera frugiperda (fall armyworm), 1168 nucleotides long. RefSeq names its product ER membrane protein complex subunit 6 (gene EMC6). The transcript is spliced from 2 exons. Gene Ontology annotation, cellular component: membrane; EMC complex; endoplasmic reticulum. Bases 116 to 460 code for a protein of 114 amino acids. Gene Ontology annotation, biological process: protein folding in endoplasmic reticulum; autophagosome assembly. The record is from RefSeq and is a predicted model, not a curated record. Lineage: Eukaryota; Metazoa; Arthropoda; Insecta; Lepidoptera; Noctuidae.
CAUGAACUGUCAAAUCAAACGUCAAAACGUCGGAAAUUGAGAUUCAUUUCAUGAAUUAUUGAAAAUUUGUUACAAUUUCGUCGUUUUAUCCAACGGAACUGAUUGAAAUAACAAGAUGUCUGUGGCUAAAGUGACUAAGGAUAACAAUAAGUCUGAGCCCGUGGCGUACAGUGACGCUGCGUUGAGAAACAAUGCCGUGGUUGUAGAAUAUUGCAGAACAUCCAUGGCUGCAUUGUCGGGAUCCACUGCAGGUGUACUAGGACUCACAGGUCUCUACGGCUUCGCCUUCUACGUGUUUGCAGUCGUUAGUCUAUGGGUGAUGUUUAUGGUAAAGACAGGGCCGAACUGGAACAAAUAUUAUGUCUCCAGACAAAGUUUAUUGACCAACGGAUUCUUCGGAGCUUUAUUCACUUAUGUACUAUUUUGGACCUUUAUUUACGGAAUGGUACAUGUAUAUUAAUGUUAAGUUAGGUUGUAAGAAUAUUGUAUAUUGUAUGUUAUGUUAUAUAGACCAAUCUUAUUUAAUAUUGUUAUAAUAGUCACUUGCGUUUUUGGUACAAACUGUUUGGUUGUACUAAUAAGAGCGACUUUUUAAUCCUUUGUUUAAAAAUUCCAUAAAGUAAUAGAAAAUAGGUAUUUUAUUGGACUUAUAACAUACAUAACCUCAUGCCUAUCUCUUAUGGGAGUAGGCAGAGACUAAGAAACGCUACAAAUCUUACAUAUCUCUUUGGAUUCAUUAACAGUCAUCAGUCUUUUCAUGCAUGCUCGCUCAAUGCCUGGAACCAAAUGAAAACUAAAUGGGUGUGCAGACUUCUACUUAUCCCUUCAGGGAUUAAAAGCUCCUUAUUGCAUUAGUUAUGAUGUUUAUUUUAUUAUUCUUCGAGACCAUAAUUUGUCAAUCUUUUCUCUGUUACCUAAUUCAGAAUGGUUAUUUAGGCCAAAAAGAUUUUCAACAUUUCAUCUAUCUCUGUACCAAAAUUCAUCAUAUUUAGUUCAACAGUUUUGGGUGUGAAUGUGUAACAAACAUUUUGCAUUUAAAUUCCUUAUCAUGAGUUAGGAGUAUUAAGAUUUAUGAUAACAAGGGUGUGUAAGGUUAUAUGAUUUUAUUUAUAUCAUAGCUAUUGUAAGUAAUUAAAAUUGUUUUAAGAAAUAAACAAUUCAAAAUAAU